This is a messenger RNA of Etheostoma spectabile (orangethroat darter), 3620 nucleotides long. RefSeq names its product interleukin 23 receptor (gene il23r). Gene Ontology annotation, molecular function: protein binding. The record is from RefSeq and is a predicted model, not a curated record. The transcript has 18 exons. The coding region runs from base 446 to 3175 and encodes 909 amino acids. NCBI's taxonomy places the organism in Eukaryota, Metazoa, Chordata, Actinopteri, Perciformes, Percidae.
CAUUGGUGUCACUCAGAAUGUUACAUGUUGGUGCUGACAGCAGCAGGUUUAAUGAGAGCAGGUUCUCAGCAAACAUGUAUAGUCAACGGAACCAUUGUGGUGAUGAAGUAGGGCACCAAAGUACUGAAUCCAAUGUUCAAAGGUUCUGGGUUACCACCAAACUAGGUCACUGGCCUCUUUAAGAUGUUUAAUUCACGCAACAGAAAUGACUUAAGUCAGAUGCAUCUCAGAAACAAGUCAUCUGAGGGAGAUGUAACAAUGGCUAAAAACUUGUUGGAUUGUGUCUUGAUAAGAAAACCUUAAAGACACUACAAAGGCACGGAGAAGGCAUGAAUUCUGCGCUGAAAUUCCACAAAACAUCAUGUCUCUUCCUAUUGUCAGCCAGAACAUCUCCUGUACACAGAUUGUCAGCUUCUGAGUAAUGCUGAGAGAACAAUGAGCGGAAAUGAAUCUCCCCUCAAACCUUUGGAGAUUCAUUAUUUUACUUCUCAGUUUUUCCAUUAAGUAUUUCCCUUUGUUUCUCCCUGCUGGUUGCCAGCUUUUUGUUCCCCUUGGCAACUUGACAGUAAAACCAGCUUCACCCUUCCUCAUUGGCUCAAACCUGACUGUGUUCUGCCACUCCAAUGAAUGUAAACAGGGUUUCAGAAUAUCCCUGGAGCUGAAUGGUGAGAGUGUGAAUUCUUUGGAGAGAGUCAAUUGCACCACGAUGAUCUUCAGGCUAUUCAAUGUCCGGAUGCCACAAUCUCAACUGAUCUGCAAGCUGAAGAGUGUUGAUCGGGAGCUUCCUGUUAAUGGACUGGACCUACAUGGCGGGCUCCCUCCAAAUAAACCUGAACAUGUUAUGUGUGAAAUGUCAAGGAGCUCAGAUUUCAUAGACUGCACAUGGGAGAGAGGACAGAAAACACACAUCCUUACUACCUACAACAUUUCAGUCAACAGAGAAAAUGGGACCAAGAUACAUUUAGAUCAAAUCCAGGAUGCUGAAGAAAUCCACAUACCCCGAGCAACGAUUGAUGAAAAUACUAAAUACCAGUUGAUUAUCACUGCUUACAACCACUUUGGAGCAUCACAAUCUGAUCCAUUCACCUUCUCUGCUAAGGACAUAGUGAUUCCAGAGACACCAUGUAUCACCCAGAUAGAGUUUGGAAAUAACUCCAUAGCAGCCAUAUUGUAUUGGAAAACGUCUGAAUCCUCAGUGCAUCUCAGAUCUGAUGUCAGGCUACGCACAGACACUGGCACCUGGGAAAUGGGAGAGGAAACAGAACUCCGUGAGGGUCUGAUACAAGUGGACGGACUGAGGCCUCUGACUGACUAUGAGUUCCAGAUGAGAACAUGUAACACAUCCAGGUCAAACUCCAGCAAAAGAUCCUUGUGCAGCAAAUGGAGCUCAUCUGUGGUGGGGAGAAGUCCUGGAAAAGGUCCAUCUCAGCAGUUGCUUGCGUGGAGGAAGUUAGGCAGCCUGGGUACCAAUGGGCUGCGGAUGGUGACUGUUUUAUGGCAGAUUAUGAUGGAUGGACUUCUUCCCCAGCCUCCAUCACCAGAUGAUUACACUGGUGCGGUGCAACAGUACAGGAUCUUUCUGGGUAAUGAUCAGAAUCAAGAAGUGACCAGUUGUGCAGCUGUGAGCCCAUGUUCAGUUCAGGUACCAGCAGAGGUCCAGGCAGUAAGCAUCAGUGCUGUCACCUUGUAUGGAAUGUCUCCACCGGCUAAUGUGCCACUCAGACUCUCAGGUGAUGUCAGACCGGUUUUGAGACCGUUGGUUCCUGCAGCAAAUGGCAGUGCUGUGUUUGUCUCCUGGUCAUGGCCGUGGGGGAAACACCGCUCAACAUCUGGAGGAGAACCACUGCACUAUGUGAUAGAAUGGACAAGUGUACCUGUGGCAGAGCUGCAGUGGCAAAAAGUGUCUAAAGAUCAAAACAACACUUCAAUCACAGGCCUGACUGCAGGUGUGAGGUACAACGUCUCUCUGUAUGCCGUGACCACCAGAGGGGUCAGUGCUCCAUCAUCCCGUUUGGUUUACUCCAAAGAACAGAAGCCAGUGUGUGGUCCAAGUGUGUCAGUACUAGUCCAUGAGGCCAGACGGAUCCGGAUCCAGUGGGAGGAGCUGCCUGUAGACAAGCAGAGAGGCUUCAUUAUAAACUACACCAUCUAUCUCCAGAUGCUGGACUUCAGCAACACCCAACUCAGCAAGACGGUGUCUGUCUCCAGCCCUAGACAGAUGUGGAUGGACUGUCCUGAAGGAGCUCUGGCUCUGCAGCUGACUGCAUCUACCUCAGCAGGAGAAGGGCAGCGGGGGAACCGGAUCUGCUCUCAGCCAGAAACCCCUGCAGUAGGCCUGGUGAUUUGGACUGUUUUCAUCCUUACCCUCUUUAUAGCAAUCAUAGCCAACCUGAUGUGCUGGAGAUGUGUGAGGGAAAGGAUAAAACAGAAAUGUAUGUCAUGUGGACCUGCCUGGCUUACUGAAACCUUACCAAAACCAGGAAACAGUAACGCCAUCAGACUACUGCAGCAGCAGUAUGACAGGGAAUUGUCCUUCUCGUCCACCCAAAGCGACCCUCUGCUGUCACCCAUCAGUUUGAUCUCUCAGGAGGAGAGGGACGACGUGUACCCCACCAUCCACGUCGAAAUAUCCCAACUUGGAUCACGACCCACAGAACCAACAGCAGAGACACCUUUGCUAACGUCAGAUCCCGGAUUGCUUGUUGACAGCCAGCCGGAACAUGUCAGCUACAAACCCCAGCUUGCUCCAUUGGCUCCACAGGGAGAAGAGGUGAAGGAGACAGAAGAAGAGCAAAGGGACGUACCCUCAUUCUGGGAGGAAGACAAAUGUGAGAGAUUUGGCGUAUUACUGGGAGGCUUUCUGUCCAGUGUGGAGGUGGGUUUUACUUAUCCACCUCUGGGGCUGACUCUGAGCUCUGAUAGCAGUCUUCUGUGGCCUACAACUCCCAAAGCAACAAUUGCCUCUAAUGGAGGCUUCUCUCUGGAGAGGAGGGCGACUGAGAACGAUGUAGAAGCAGACUCACUCUCUCUGGAUUUACAGCAGCGUGAAAUAAUGAAUCCUGACACAGCGGGCACUUGUUCAUCUCAGUAUACAGUUGAGACAACACUGAAAAGUGGAUAUUUCCCCCAAGCAGCUACUGUGAGCAGCACUGCACUCUGUGAUGCACAGAGGUAGCAGGGAUAGGAAUGGCACAAACAGCAUAAUGUGCACUCCUAAACAGAUUUUUAAGAAAGUAUUAUAUCCAAGCACCACUUCAAUCCAGCUUCAGAUGAUCUGUGAUUAUGAACAGCUCUGUUGUUCAUAAUAAAAACUUAAGAAACGCAUAAGAAAUGUUUAUGUUGAAUUUGACUGAAGUAUUUAAUAGUCACUACAGUUAUGUUGGCACCAAUUUUACAUAUACACAGACUUUAUAAAGUAACUAAUGAUUUUGUUAAUGUAAAAAAAAUGCAUUUCUGUGAGUUGUCAGGUUGUGAAAAAAAAUCCCUUUUGCAAGGUAAUAUACAGUGAGGGAAAAAUGUAUUUGAUCCUCUGCUGAUUUUGUACGUUCGCCCACUGACAAAGAAAUGGUCAGUUUAUAAUUUCAAUGGUAGGUUCAUUUGAACAGUGUAAGACAGGAUAA